AUGGCGGGCGUCUGCGACGCGGCCGCCCCGGGAGAAGGCGGCGGUGGCGGCGCGGACGGCCCCGAGCGGACCAGCCGCGGCGAGGCGGAGCAGCCGGGCGGUGGCGGCCACGGGCCGGCGCCUCAGCACACCGAGACGCUGGGCUUCUACGAGAGCGACCGGCGGCGGGAGAAGCGCCGCGGCCGCGCAGAACUUUCAUUACUGAGGUUCCUCAGUGCGGAGCUGACAAGAGGGUACUUCCUCGAGCAUAACGAGGCCAAGUACACAGAGCGGAGAGAGAGAGUGUAUACUUGUAUGCGGAUACCAAGAGAAUUGGAAAAGCUCAUGUUCUUUGGAAUUUUCCUGUGCCUCGAUGCCUUUCUGUAUGUGUUCACCCUGCUUCCUCUGCGAGUCUUUCUGGCACUCUUCCGGUUCUUCACGCUGCCUUGCUACGGCUUAAGGGACAGGCGUUUGCUUCAGCCUGCACAGGUGUGUGACGUUUUGAAGGGUGUCAUUUUGGUGAUGUGCUAUUUCAUGAUGCACUAUGUGGACUACUCCAUGAUGUACCACCUGAUCAGAGGGCAGUCUGUCAUCAAGCUCUACAUCAUCUACAACAUGCUAGAGGUAGCCGAUCGUCUGUUCUCCUCAUUUGGACAAGAUAUCUUAGAUGCUCUCUACUGGACAGCCACAGAGCCUAAGGAAAGAAAAAGAGCACACAUCGGAGUAAUUCCUCACUUCUUCAUGGCUGUCCUCUACGUCUUUCUACAUGCCAUUCUCAUCAUGGUUCAGGCGACGACUCUCAAUGUAGCGUUUAACUCCCACAAUAAGUCGCUGCUCACUAUCAUGAUGUCUAACAAUUUUGUCGAGAUUAAAGGAAGUGUUUUCAAGAAGUUUGAGAAGAACAAUCUCUUUCAAAUGUCAAACAGUGAUAUUAAAGAACGAUUCACAAAUUAUGUGCUUUUACUAAUAGUGUGCUUAAGAAACAUGGAACAGUUUUCUUGGAAUCCAGAUCAUCUCUGGGUGUUAUUUCCCGAUGUCUUUAUGGUGAUUGCGUCAGAAAUUGCUGUGGAUAUUGUGAAGCACGCCUUUAUCACCAAAUUCAAUGACAUCACUGCAGAUGUCUACAGUGAAUAUAGAGCCAGCCUUGCUUUUGACCUUGUUAGCAGCCGACAGAAAAAUGCAUAUACAGACUACAGUGACUCAGUAGCACGGAGGAUGGGCUUUAUUCCUCUCCCGCUAGCUGUCUUACUCAUCAGAGUUGUAACAAGCUCAAUUAAAGUACAAGGAAUCCUGUCCUAUGCCUGUGUCGCACUCUUCUAUUUUGGGUUGAUCUCUCUGAAAAUACUUAACAGCAUUGUGCUAUUGGGGAAAUCAUGUCAAUAUGUGAAGAAAGCCAAAAUGGAAGAGAAGCUAUUUAAUCCUCCCCCAGCCAGCACCCCCGGAAAACCCUCCAGUAAAUCCCAGAGCAGGUGCAAGUCCUCUCAAGGCCUUUCCACAGAAGAAAACUUGUCUGCUUCUGUCACCAGCCAGCCUGUUCAUCAGAAAGAAAAUGUCAUACCCUUACUUGUGACCAGCAAUUCUGAUCAGUUUCUGACAACGCCAGAUGGUGAUGAGAAGGACAUAACACAGGAAAAUUCUGAAUUAAAACACAGAUCCUCAAAGAAAGAUUUGUUAGAGAUAGACAGGUUCACAAUUUGUGGGAACCGGAUUGACUGAAUGUGUGGCUAAUGAGGUGAAGAUGCCGGGCCCUGGGGCCACAAAUGCUGGACACCAGGACACACUUGCUAAAAAUGGCACUUAAAUAUUUAUUUAAAAACUUAAAUUAUUAAUGGCAAGCAAAUCUUAGUAUCUUUUCUUCCAGUAAUGUGGCCUGGCAGAAGGACAGAUCACAGAACAGCGCCGGCCUCUGGCCUUGACUAUGGGACACUGAUGGACGGUGAACACUUCCUCCUGCUUGGCCAGG
Molecule: messenger RNA, 1942 nt
Organism: Acomys russatus (golden spiny mouse)
Lineage: Eukaryota; Metazoa; Chordata; Mammalia; Rodentia; Muridae
Gene: Tapt1
Product: transmembrane anterior posterior transformation 1
Exons: 14
Coding region: 1-1695 (564 amino acids)
Biological process (GO): maintenance of protein localization in endoplasmic reticulum; positive regulation of cilium assembly
Cellular component (GO): endoplasmic reticulum membrane; ciliary basal body
Source: RefSeq, a predicted model, not a curated record